AUGGUAUUCCUGCGAGAUUAUACGAAAAUGGACCCGUUAACUGCUGCCAAGCACUCUCUAGCUGGUAGUCAGUUGGGAAAGACCAUAUGCAAGGCAACGACUGAGGAGUUAAUGGCACCCAAAAAGAAACAUCUUGAUUAUUUGUUACAUUGCACGAAUGAGCCGAAUGUGUCAAUUCCAUCAAUGGCAAAUUUAUUAAUAGAGAGAACACAACAUCCGAAUUGGACUGUAGUGUACAAAGCUCUCAUCACAAUUCACAAUAUCAUGUGCUACGGUAAUGAGAGAUUCUCGCAGUAUUUGGCAUCUUGCAACACCACAUUCAACUUGGGAAAUUUCCUUGACAAGAACAGCACUUCAGGAUACGAUAUGUCUCAGCAUGUGCGACGAUAUGGAAAGUAUAUCGGAGAGAAAAUAGCGACGUAUCGAGUCUGCGCAUUUGAUUUUUGCAAAGUUAAGCGUGGAAGAGAAGAUGGCCUUCUGCGCACUAUGCACACUGACAAGCUACUCAAGACUUUACCUAUCCUUCAAAAUCAAAUUGAUGCGCUUCUGGAAUUCCAAGUCUCAGCUAGCGAACUGAACAAUGGCGUCAUCAAUUGCUCGUUCAUACUUCUUUUCCGCGAUCUCAUUCGUCUUUUUGCAUGUUACAACGAUGGAAUCAUUAAUUUGUUGGAGAAAUAUUUCGACAUGAACAAGAAGCAGUGUCGUGAUGCUCUCGACACAUACAAAGGAUUUUUGACUCGCUUGGAUAAGGUGUCGGAAUUUUUGCGUGUUGCUGAGUCUGUUGGUAUUGAUCGAGGCGAGAUUCCAGACUUGACUAGAGCUCCGGCGAGUUUGCUGGAGGCUUUAGAAGCUCAUUUAAACCAUCUGGAAGGUGGUCGAGCUCCACCAACAGGCCUCUCGGGGCAUUACCCGUCCGCUCAGUCUCAAGUUGCCAAUUUUUCUAUGGCUGGUGGGUUUCAAACGCAAGCGCACGUCGGUGAUGCUGAGCGAACGAGGUAUAUAGAGCUGGAAAAGGAAAGACUGCGACAGUUUGAAGAGCAGAAACGUCAGCAGGGUGCCGCCGGCUCCUCGUCGAUGGGCUCAAGUUUCAAUCCAUUUGCUGCAGAGGCAAUGUCUGCUCAAGCUUCUACAAAAACGAAUGAUGAUUUGCUUGACUUAUUUAAUGCUCCUGCUCAGCCUCAACAACCCCAUAUGGAUGCUACGAAUCCGUUUGCGCAGUUCACUUCUCCUAAUGCAACAAAUCCACAAGCUUCUGUUUAUCCUUCAGUUGGAGGAGUUGUGCCUCAAUCGAUUGCGUCGUCUGGUGUACUUUCCGAAUCCAACGGACACUCGAACGGUUUCCAAGCAGAUUUCGUGCGGGCAUUCUCCAGUAGAAACACCAACGAUACUGGUGGAGAUGGCAUGGCUGAUGCUAAUCCUUUCCUCAAUAUGGGACAAUCAGCACCACAAGCCGGAUCGAUGUGGCAGCCUGAAUUCAGUUCUGAACAUGCAUCUGUGACGAAUACGGAAGCAGCGAAUUCUCACCCUGGAAUGGCCACCAGUCAAGCCACAAAUCCAUUCAGUGGAGCUUCACUCCAAGCGCAAGGAGCGACACCUCAGCAUCUUCAGCAGCACAUGGACGCACAGCGGUUUGCAUCUGCGAACUCUUCAUAUGCUCAGCAGCAGCAGCAAGGCACCUUCGAUCCAUUUUCGACGCAGCAAGGACAAGCUAAAAUAGGAAGCGAUAUUGACUCUGCGCUCUCAAAUCUUGCAGAUAACCUUUCCAUAAGUGGAAAUAAUCAGGGGCGCCCUGUCCAAUGGGGUGGACCACAACAGCAAGGGCCAGGACAGAUGCAGAUUCCUUCCUCGGUCACCGCUCCAUCUGUAGGAGCUCCACCAAUGGCUUCAUAUGGACAACCACCACAGUACACUACUCCAUUCGGACAAUACGCUCCUCAAGGUUAUCCCGGCGGACACAUGCCACAAUGGCAGGUUCAGCCACAUGUAUUUCCUGCACCCCAACACCCUCAGGGUGCGCCAUCCGGUUAUCCUGUCUACGGAGGAGCUCCUAUGGGGUACGGACAAGUGGCACAACCUCAUCCUCAAUCGGGGCAAGAUCCUUUUGGAUUCUAA
Molecule: messenger RNA, 2112 nt
Organism: Ostertagia ostertagi
Lineage: Eukaryota; Metazoa; Nematoda; Chromadorea; Rhabditida; Trichostrongylidae
Source: the annotation of a GenBank genome assembly